CAUGAAAACGGAAAAAACACCAAAAACACGGACGCUACUCUCCACAUGGAGUCUCUUUUCAUUCGAAAAUCUUCACUCUCUUUUGAUAAACUUCCGCCGAUUUGCUUGACCACCGCGUCUCCGCUUCGUCGUCGUGAAGCUCAAUUCCCCCCUUCUAAACCCAUUUUCAAAUAUUAAACCCGAAUCAUCUGCCCGGUUUGAACACCCCCAAGUUGUUCUCACAUCAGUUUCAGUACGUAUACUUAUGUGCAAAUGUAAUAAAUGGCUAGGUUACUUUUUAGGCAAUUAAUGAGAUUGAAGGAGAAUGGACUUUGAUGGUCGGUAAUUACUGCAGUUGUUUUGAUCAGAAUUGUGGGUUACAUAUUUUGAAGAGUUGGGUCAGGCGUUUAUGUUAGCGGGUCUCUGUCAUUUUUGGACAAACAACUCUGUACAUAAAGAAGAAAGGAGUUUUGGUGGGGAUUGAAAAAUGACAAGUAUAACGGAUGCUACAAUAAUUCAUCAUGUGGGCAUUGUGUUGCUGCUACUAUGGUUGCUUAAUUCCUUCGAUUGUUGUCACCCUUUUGCUUACUUCCUCUCCCUUAUCUAUCUCUACAUGGUUCAUGAGCAGUAUGUGACUAAAUUACGGAGGAAACUACAGUUCGAGGAAAAAAGACAGUCUUCUCAGCGCCGAGUCCUUUCAGACUCUGAAUCAGUGCGAUGGUUAAACUAUGCGAUUGAGAAGAUAUGGCCUAUCUGUAUGGAGGAGAUUGUUUCACAGAAAAUUCUCCUCCCUAUCAUUCCAUGGUUUAUGCAAAAGUACAAACCCUGGACUGCUAAAGAAGCUGCAAUUCAGCACCUCUACUUGGGAAGAAAUCCACCUAUGUUCACAGAAAUGAGGGUUCUUCGUGAAUCUACUGGAGAUGAUCACUUGGUCCUGGAGUUGGGAAUGAAUUUUCGUACUGCUGAUGACAUGAGUGCACUUCUUGCCGUGAAACUGAGGAAAAGGUUGGGCUUUGGGAUGUGGGCGAAGUUGCAUCUGUUGGGCAUGCAUGUUGAGGGAAAGGUGAUUCACUAAUGGCAAUUAAUAUUGUGAAAACCUGAUACUGUAGAGGGAAAUGAGUUUUUUAUUUUGUGUGUGUUUUGGGUUUUUUUUUGGGGUGUGUGUGUGUGUGUGUGGCGGGGAGGGGAUUAGUAGUAUCAGUUUAAUGUACAGUACUUAUAGUUGAAGACUCUGUGAAGGUUUGAAAUAUUCGUAUCAAGUCAUAAAAAACUUUGAUGAGUA
This is a messenger RNA of Nicotiana tabacum (common tobacco), 1261 nucleotides long. Lineage: Eukaryota; Viridiplantae; Streptophyta; Magnoliopsida; Solanales; Solanaceae. The record is from RefSeq and is a predicted model, not a curated record.